This is a messenger RNA of Helianthus annuus (common sunflower), 856 nucleotides long. Its product is annotated as trafficking protein particle complex subunit 6B. Lineage: Eukaryota; Viridiplantae; Streptophyta; Magnoliopsida; Asterales; Asteraceae. Bases 122 to 637 code for a protein of 171 amino acids. Gene Ontology annotation, cellular component: TRAPP complex; trans-Golgi network; cis-Golgi network. The transcript is spliced from 4 exons. Gene Ontology annotation, biological process: endoplasmic reticulum to Golgi vesicle-mediated transport; regulation of GTPase activity. The record is from RefSeq and is a predicted model, not a curated record.
CAUAAAAAGCACAACGUACAACCAACCAAUAACAUCAAAACUCACCAAAUCACCGGAGAAACUUAACCUUGAUCAUCAUCAUCAUCUCCGUCACAAAUUCGUCAGAAUCACAGGUACAAAAAUGGCGAGAGAAGUAUCAGAGAGCUGUAUGGACAGUUUGCUCACUGAAAUAGUAUCAUCAUACUGCAAUGUCCUCUACGCUACUAAACCAGAGCUUGCGGCUCGGAGAAUUGAAGCAAUCGGUUAUCAAGUCGGUCAUCAGUUAUCCGAAAGGUACACCAUGGAACGACCACGGUUCAGUGACCAUCUGGAGGCAAUCAAGUUCAUCUGUAAAGAUUUCUGGUCCGAACUCUUCAAGAAGCAGAUAGACAAUUUAAAGACUAAUCAUAGGGGUACAUUUGUUUUGCAAGAUGAUAAAUUUGCAUGGCUUUCACGCAUGUCGGGGGAGCCAUCAACAGAGACUCGCGGUUCGGCUCCUGAGGCUGGAAACAAAGCUGCGGAAACAACCGGCAUGCAUCUAUACUUCCCUUGCGGGAUUAUAAGGGGCGCUCUUUCAAACUUGGGUAUUCCUUGUGCUGUUUCUGCAGAUAUAUCCAAUCUUCCUGCUUGUUCCUUUGUGAUCCGGAUAAAGGUGUAGCAAACAUCAUCCGUUCCUGAGCUGCAGACCAAGCAAUGUAUUUUUUUUUUCUUUUUUCAGUACUACAGCAAUGUAAGUAACCAAGCGUGUAAUUGUAGUUUCUGUUUUAACUGUUGACAGUUGAAAUCAAUCAACAAGAAUUCUAGAAGGUCGGAAAUGAGUGAUAUAGUAUAUAAUUAUAUCAAAAAGACGACCGUUUGGUUAGUUUUUUAUGUGCAA